Molecule: messenger RNA, 210 nt
Organism: Nezara viridula (southern green stink bug)
Lineage: Eukaryota; Metazoa; Arthropoda; Insecta; Hemiptera; Pentatomidae
Source: the annotation of a GenBank genome assembly
AUGUGUCACAUUAGCAUAUGCAUGGAUGGUGGUGUGAACAAUAUUUCACAAUAUCCUUCUCUAAAACUUGGACGAGUCUGUGUUCCUCACGAUCACCGAAAUUCGGGACGAAAACGUGACCCGGACGCCGCAGCAGCAGCUUGGCAGCAAGCCCAUCGCCUCACAUCACCGAGUGUAUUUGCACAGCUCCGCGAUGGCUCGCUGCACUGA